GGCGGCCGGGAGAGGCCCCUCCUUCACGCCCUCCUUCGUUCCCUCGCUCGCUGCGGAGCGGAGCCGGCGGACGCGGCUGGGCCCCCGACCCUUCCCGGGCCAUGGCCGGCAACGUGAAAAAGAGCUCUGGGGCCGGGGGCGGGGGCGGCUCCGGGGGCUCGGGCUCGGGCGGCCUGAUCGGGCUCAUGAAGGACGCCUUCCAGCCGCACCACCACCACCACCACCACCACCUCAGCCCCCACCCGCCCGGCACCGUGGACAAGAAGAUGGUGGAGAAGUGCUGGAAGCUCAUGGACAAGGUGGUGCGGCUGUGUCAGAACCCAAAGCUGGCGCUAAAGAAUAGCCCACCUUAUAUCUUAGACCUGCUGCCAGACACCUACCAGCAUCUGCGCACUGUCCUGUCAAGAUAUGAGGGGAAGAUGGAGACACUUGGAGAAAAUGAGUAUUUUAGGGUGUUCAUGGAGAAUUUGAUGAAGAAAACUAAGCAGACCAUAAGCCUCUUCAAGGAGGGGAAAGAAAGAAUGUAUGAGGAGAAUUCUCAGCCUAGGCGAAACCUCACCAAACUGUCGCUGAUCUUCAGCCACAUGCUGGCAGAACUAAAAGGAAUCUUUCCAAGUGGACUCUUUCAAGGAGACACAUUUCGGAUUACUAAAGCUGAUGCUGCAGAAUUUUGGAGGAAAGCUUUUGGGGAAAAGACAAUAGUCCCUUGGAAGAGUUUCCGACAGGCCCUUCAUGAAGUGCAUCCCAUCAGUUCCGGGCUCGAGGCCAUGGCUCUGAAAUCCACUAUUGAUCUGACCUGCAAUGAUUAUAUUUCAGUUUUUGAGUUUGACAUCUUUACAAGACUCUUUCAGCCGUGGUCCUCGCUGCUCAGGAACUGGAACAGUCUGGCCGUCACUCAUCCUGGCUACAUGGCUUUCCUGACCUACGACGAAGUGAAAGCCCGGCUCCAGAAGUUCAUUCACAAACCUGGCAGUUACAUUUUCCGGCUCAGCUGCACUCGUCUGGGUCAGUGGGCUAUUGGGUAUGUCACCGCUGAUGGGAACAUCCUCCAGACAAUCCCGCACAAUAAACCUCUCUUUCAAGCCCUGAUUGACGGUUUCAGGGAAGGCUUCUAUCUGUUUCCAGAUGGACGGAAUCAGAAUCCUGACCUGACAGGCUUAUGUGAACCAACUCCCCAAGACCACAUCAAAGUAACCCAGGAGCAGUACGAACUGUACUGUGAGAUGGGCUCCACGUUCCAGCUGUGUAAGAUAUGCGCUGAAAACGACAAGGACGUCAAGAUCGAGCCCUGCGGCCACCUCAUGUGCACGUCCUGUCUCACGUCCUGGCAGGAAUCAGAAGGCCAGGGCUGUCCUUUCUGCCGAUGCGAAAUUAAAGGUACUGAGCCCAUUGUGGUAGAUCCGUUUGACCCUCGAGGGAGCGGCAGCCUCCUGAGGCAAGGAGCCGAGGGAGCCCCCUCCCCAAAUUAUGAGGAUGACGACGAUGAACGCGCGGAUGAUUCUCUCUUUAUGAUGAAGGAACUGGCUGGGGCCAAGGUGGAACGGCCUCCUUCUCCGUUUUCCAUGGCCCCGCAAGCCUCCCUUCCCCCGGUGCCACCCCGACUUGACCUUCUGCAACAGCGGGUGUCUGUUCCUUCAAGUGCUUCUGGGCUCGGAAGUGCUCCUAAGGCAGCUUCCGGCUCCCUCCAUAAGGACAAACCGUUACCAAUACCUCCCACGCUUCGAGAUCUUCCACCCCCACCUCCUCCCGACCGGCCUUACUCUGUUGGAGCGGAAACCCGGCCUCAGAGACGCCCCUUACCUUGCACACCAGGCGACUGUCCGUCCAGGGACAAACUGCCCCCUGUUCCCUCUAGCCGCCUUGGGGAAUCAUGGCUGCCUCGGCCUAUCCCCAAAGUACCAGUGGUCGCCCCAAAUUCUAGUGACCCCUGGACAGGUAGAGAAUUAACCAGCCGGCACUCACUUCCAUUUUCAUUGCCCUCCCAAAUGGAGCCCAGAACAGAGGGGCCUCGGCUUGGAAGCCCGUUCAGUGUGGAUACCUCCAUGAAUAUGAAUAACAGCCCAUCAGGCUCCGAGUGUGAGCACCCCAAAAUCAAACCUUCCGCAUCUGCCAACGCCAUUUAUUCUCUGGCUGCCAGGCCUCUUCCCGUGCCGAAGCUGCCCCCCGGGGAGCAGGGUGGGAGUGAGGAGGACACGGAGUACAUGACCCCCUCCUCCAGGCCUCUGGGGCUUCCAAAGCCGGAUGGGAAACGGCCUCUGGACGCGACCCAGAGUUCACGAGCGUGUGAUUGUGACCAGCAGAUUGAUAGCUCUACAUAUGAAGCGAUGUAUAACGUUCCGGCCCAGGCGGCCUUGGCUGUCACGGAGGGCAGCACCUUUGGCGACGGGAGCGUGGCCGCGGCGCCCGCCGGCACCGGGCCCGAGGAGGCCGAGAACGAGGAGGGCGGCUACGACGUGCCCAGGCCGCCCGUGCCCACGGCGCUGGCCCGGCGGACUCUCUCCGACAUCUCCAACGCCAGCUCCUCGUUCGGCUGGCUGUCUCUGGAAGGCGACCCCGCCUCAGACUUCACUGAGGGUUCCCAGGUUCCCGAAAGGCCUCCCAAACCGUUCCCUCGGAGAAUCAACUCUGAACGAAAAGCAGGCAGCUGCCAGCAAGGCGGUGCCGCCCCCGCCCCCCCGCAGCUCUCCAGCGAGAUCGAGAACCUCAUGAGUCAGGGGUACUCCUACCAGGACAUUCAGAAAGCUUUGGUCAUUGCCCACAACAACAUCGAAAUGGCCAAAAACAUCCUCCGGGAAUUUGUUUCUAUUUCUUCUCCCGCCCACGUCGCCACCUAGCAGCCCGUGCCCCGCUGCGGCAUCAGAGGGCCAGCGAGCCGCCGCUCUCCCCGGAGCGGCCCCGGAAGGGCGGAGGCGUCCUCGGAGGCUUCACGGCCUCGUCUCGCCCUCGCUGUGGGGCUUCACGCCUGUGGUUCCAAGACUUCAAAGCAGUGGCAUGAACAUGGAGCAGCUAGUGUGCUUUAUUAUUUUAUUUGUUUUGAGAGUGGAUUCGAAGGUGCCCUUCAGUCCCCACUUUAGAGUGUGGAUUCUUACUAAAUGGUAGCCUGUGGGGGAGCAGUCCAGAGAGCAGUAGGGGAAGGGCUGCGCUGUGAAUCCUCACGGGGGACUUAAGACUUCCCUGGGUAAGGGUGUGGUUGUGUGUCUGUCUGUGGUGGUGUGUGUCUUGUGAUUAUAAGAUUAACCUGCUGUGUGUGUUGAUCCCAGGCAGGGAAUUAGCACAAGAGCUUCAGGAAGGAAUCGUUUAAGGACUUGCAUCUACUGUGGUUUCUCCCCGAGCCCCGUGCGCACUGCAGCGUCAACACUCCCGGCGGCUUGGGUGACCCUGUGCAGAGUGAAAGUCUUGUGUUUUUAGAUCACCCUCCCUCUGUCCUUUGUCGCGCUUCCUCCUCCUCGGGGUCUGUCCUUGGCAGUGGGCUUGCCGUGACCAGACUUCCUGAAGCCGAGUGGCUUAUGGGAUGCUCCUGUGACGUGUGAUGGUUGGGGGGGGGCGGUGCUGUUCGAUCUAGCAGCUAACACUGGUCACUCCAAAGCACUGAUUCUAUAGGAACACUGACUGUUGAAAGAAGAUGUUUUCAUUAUCCUAAUUAGAUAAUGAUGAUUUGAGAUAGAGGCCUUCAGACACAUUCCGGGCCCUCCCCAGAAGACGGCUUCCUGGAUGCCAGGUGUGUGACGGACCUAAGCUGCGGGUUUUUCUGCUUCAUGGGAAGGGAAGGGCGUUUGUUUCCAGCAUGGCUUUCUGGCCCGAAUCCCACAAAACUUCUAGAAGCUUCAUUCACAUGCUCUUUGCCUUGUCGUCCAUAAGAUGCACAAAAUAGUGAAGAUCUCUCUGUUUGGUUUCUCUUCCCAGUGAGUUAGUUCCAGCUUGUACGGGUGUCUCCCCUUGAACAGGAGCCAGGAGAUCCUGCUCCUCGCCCUGUAAGGAAAGGGGCUGAACCCCACGGUGGCCCAGCAUUCUGCUGACAGCACCAGUCCCGCGUCGGUGCCCGCCGACAGCCGGCUUUCCUCCUGUGCCUCUGGCUGUGGGCAUGUCUUCCCAUCACCUCCGUCCUGCGUCCUCCAGUGACUGCGUUCUCCACGUGAUUAGACCGCGCUCGGUGUCUACGUGACUUUACUGUGGUCAGAGACCUCGUGUGGGAAGCCCGGCAGUUGGCGUGAUUGCCGGUCAUAAAGAAGAUUCAGGGUGCAGCGUGGGGCCCCCAUUAGGGGCUCCCGGAGGGGCUGCAGGACGACCCCUGGAGUUGGGCUAGGUCUCUGUGCGGUCUCUGUGCCUCCCCAGCCAGGCGGGGCACCUCCCCCCACCACUUGUCAGAAGCACGCCUGCUCGUUGACAGAUCUGCCCUCCUCAGAAAUCUCAGUCCUGCUUUUGUCUUUAGAUGCAGAAUCUCUGUAGUCAGUUUUCUUUCCCAUCUUGUCAUCUGCGGAGCUCAAACCUUUUCUGACUCUUCUUUUGGCUCUCAGCUGUUCUGGACCUUCCCGCUUUAUCCUCCUGCCUCCGGACGUUCAGGUUCCCAGGGAGGAAGGGGCAGGACUUCUUGCUGAUGUGCCCUGGAUCCCCAGGGUCUGCUCCACGUGGCGGGACACAGCCCAGCCCGCCGUCAGGUGUGGCUGGGAAUUAGUGACCCAGCGUUUCCUCCGAAAAGCCAGUCAGGAUAGUGUUUCGUUUGUGGCAACAUUCAGUUUGUAUUUUGUUUAAAUGCUGAAGGCCGGGACAAAGAGCUAGAAAGAAGCGGCCGCAUUUUCUGCGCCUGCCCACGCCCGCAGCUUCCUGUUGGCAGGUGUGCUGAGAGCCCAGAACACCGGUUCCGUGUGUCCAGAAUCUUCAGGGAUUGCGUCCUUGCUCGUAGAGGCUAAGGGCAAGUUCAUCCUUUUGUUUCUAAUCAGGCGAGGGCCCCUGUGGCUCGUGGGGUCGGCCCUGGCCCUGGCGUGUCCGAUCCCCGAGUGGCAGACACAGGCUUCAUUGACGGGCCUGGUCAUCGGCCUGGCGGCUGGGUGUGUGCGGGCUGUCAAGGUUUUUAGACCGUUCUGUGAGGUUUUCUCUCCUGUCUCUGAGACAGACCUGGGUCCGCGCCUAUCGCUGCCAAGGGAGCCUCACGGAUGUGAGUUCAGGUGGAGGUUGGUCUCGAAGGGAUUUCCAAAACUUUACUGUCCCUUUGCGGCAAAAACACCACCUUCCUCGUCCUCCGCUCGUGUGGCGGGUGUAACUCUUGGGCUCUGCUCUGAAUUUAGAAUCGCUCUUUCAGAAGUAGGCUUUGAGUUUUGCCAUUUUGUGCAAACCCAUCCCCCCCCCCCCAGCCUAAUUACAAGUGGCUUCUUCUCUGCUGACUUGCCCGGUGGAUGAGGUGAAAGUCACUUGGAGGUUUUCCUUUUUUCUCAAACACAGUAGGCCGUUCAGUCCAGUCCAGUCUCCUUCCCUCCUUUCCGGCUUGCUCUGUGCAGCCUGCUGCCCGCCGUGCUCCUUCCCGACGUGGGAACCCCUGCAGGCUCCGUCCUCUCCCUGCCUGUAAGAUGGUAGCAGCUGGGGCGCCUUCUCGUCUCCGCGGCUCUCUGUCCAGUGUCAUGUGACUGGUGACCUGCACCUGUGCGGCCGCCCCCCCCCCCCCCCCCCCCCCCCCCCCCCCCCGCACGCCCCGCCAUCCGGGUCUCUCCCCAUCCAGGCGGCGCCCGGGCCAGGAUGGGGCCUCAGCUGCUUUGUGGGUUAGAAUAUUUGGAAGGGCGUUGCUAUUCUUCAUACUCAAAGUACUUACUUCCUCCGUAGAAGACUAGAGUGUAAGUGUUGGUCCAAACAGCAGGCCUACAAAGGAGGUUCUGUGGAUUUGCUGUGCCAGAGGAGGGACUGCACAGCCCCUCAAGGCACCGCGCACAAGCCUGUCGUGGGUGGUCGGGGUGGUGUCGACACAGAACUUUCUCCUACCUCACCUCCUGCCGGGCAGGGUUCUAGACCGUCUUCCCAAACUCGGUCAGUCCCCCUUCCUGCCCUUGGCCUCGCUGCUGCCCAGGGGAGAGCGGCAUUCUGACCGUUGGCCUGGCAGCUUACCAGUUAGUUUGUGGAUUCAGCAGCCCUUCCCGGGCGAUAGCCGUGUGCCGGGAGCACCGGCUCGGCACUCUCCCUGCCGCCCUUGGGGGCCCCCGAUGCCAGCGGGCCGCACGAGGGCUGGCAGCCCGUCCCCAGAAGACUGUGCGGCUCUUAGUCGCAGCUCUUUUAUGUGCACCUGUGUCUCCUUAUGGCUCUUCCGUUAACCCAUGCCGUCUUCCUGGAGCUUCGGUAGCAUCGGGGAGACUCCUUGAUGGAAGUCUCGUGGGCACCCACCGUCUUUGACGUGGUUCCGUGGACUGUUUGGUGGGUCAAGGGGAGCGUUGGCUCAGAGCCGCACAGUAGGGCAGUUCUGGGUUUAAGUGAGGCAUCUGCCCGCAGUCCCGCUCCAGUCCAGUGCCUUCCUUGAUCUUCCUGCUGAGCUGUUCGCGUCCCUAAUUCCCCUGUGGAGUUUCCUUGUCCCCUGUGGGGGCCUAUUCCCACUUCCCGCUCUCUUUGCAGCUAAUUGUGUCUGAAAGGCUGAAGGUGUGGGAGAGGGUGGGUGCCUGGGGUUGGUCCUGGUCUUUAGCUGUUCGGUCUCACAAGAGCUAGGCAGCAAAAUAGAUGGGACUCAGUUCUCAGAAAUGCCAGCCUUUUCCUCCUGUGCGACGGAGCUUGGGACCCUAGAAUGUGGCAUCAGAAGGCGCACACCCCCACUCUCCUAUGGACUUUCAGGCCCUUAGAAUUCGAUCUGAAGUGACCCAGGUCCACACUCAGUGUUGCUGGGACCUACUUUGACCUCAGUGUACGUUCGUUGUCUCCCUUUAGAAGUGCGUACAGCCGCGUAGUGCGUGGGGAGGGGGCGCCGCGGAAGGAGACCGCAGUGUUGUGUCUUUGAUUGUCCUGCUGAGGAAUCCUUCGGACGUUGGAAACAGGUAUGCAGGCUAAAGACGGGGGAACCCUAAGGACACAGGGUAUUUCGUAGACCCCAGUAUAACAAGGACAGUUGAUUCUUGCACGGGGCUGGGCUGGGACCGUUGGACUUUGCACCUUGUCCUUUCUCCUGCUUAUCAGGCACCGCCCCGAAAUAGACAGCCCAGCCCCCAGGUCCAGGCUCUAGGGGUCACCGGGCGCAGCUUCCCGGGGCCUCUUGACUCACAUUCUCAAGAAAGAACACGAUCAGCCCAGCACAUUGCCUGCUGUCUACCCCUGACCAGUCAGCCUUGGUGCGUGGGGGCGCAGGGGCGUGCCCCUGCGGGUGGCAGGUUGUGGGGAGAAGAAGCUAUAGGCGGAUGGACGCCCUGAAGACAUUUUAGUAGUAAAACUGCUGUCAUUCUAAUGCCUUUUUUUUAAAGAGUAGAAAUGUCGGCAUGGGACCGCGUCUGGGAUAUUGAGGAAGCUCUUAGGUUUCACUUAGUUCAGGUUAUUGUCAUCUUUGUUUCUUCAUUUCCUGUUUUAAGUCCCUUUAUCAGUCUUGGCAUCCAAGAUUUCUCACCUCCUGCCUUAGGGCCGUUUCCUCCUGCUCCGGAGCUAGUCUGUUCUUACGUGACUUCUUUGCCUUCAUUCAGUCUCAGGUGUUUGUUAGCCUUCUUUCAUUUUAUUUGGAGAGCAAAUCACACGUCCCACUGUAGCCCCCCAUGGACUUCUGGGCUCUCAAGUUUUAGCGCCGAAAAUACAUGCCUUCUGUGGGCCCGUGGCCCCUGCUCCCCUCCUCCUCGAACGGGGCUCGGGGGGCAGGUCGUGUUCCUGGGGACGCCUCCCGAGGCCCCUCAGAAGCGACUCCCUGGGGCCAGCAGGAACAUACACGAGUUGGGACAGUUGCCAGGAUGGAAAUGAGACGUAGAUUCUGGUUUGGAGGAGAGUUUUGACUGAGCGCUCUUUACGCCGGGAGCUCUGGGCUUCCCUGUCCACUUGAUUUCUUUGUAGCCUUGUAUCAAAACCUUUUUUUAAUUUAAUUUUUUUUAUUCUUUAUUUUUUGAAAAACUGCUUCUGCUUACCUAGUAAGUCUUUUGAUCUUACCUCAUCCUAGAGCCUGUCCGGUGUUCUUAAGGCAUUUCACAAUUACUUGUAACUUUUUUAAACUGUUGGAGUCGUUUGGAAUACACAGAUGUAACCUAGUAAUCCAAAGAUACACAUCGCGGCAGGUGAUGGAGGGUGGGCCGUGCGCCCUCACGUUUGGCGUCCCGGAGCAGAGGGCCACAGUGCCGGGCGCCUCGGUGUCCUCGGAAGUCUGGGUUGGUUUCCCAGGGUGUGCGGUGUUCUAGUUCUGAGCAGCAGCGCCCGAGUAAGAGGUGGGGGUCAGGGAGGAAGGGCAGGCUCCGAUUAAGGCUCCCGUCUGAACACGGAAAGAACCUUCCCGAAGGUCCAGCUGUCGGCUGAGAGCAACAGCUGUCGGGAGAGCUCCCCGCCGCUCCCCCGGGUAGCGUGUGGGGCUGGAGAAGAACGCGGGUGCCGCUCCCUCUGCUCGCGCAGAGCCAAGGCCGAAAGCCAGCGGGCGGCCAAGCGGCUCAGCGGAGUUCUGACUGCCCAGCUCCACGUUCCUGACCUCCUGAGAUGCGCGGGAGGGGCACCCCUGCCCUGCCUCUCGCGGGUCCCCUUUCCACGCCCGGACCAGACUGGGGGGCCAGGGGGGGAAGGGGGCUCAGCCCCACACCCCAGGCACCUCCUCGGGCCUCGCGCCGCGUCCCCGCCCAGUGCCCUAACGUACACACGUGUCCGGUCCCUCCUCCCUGCAGACCCCAGACCCUGCGGGGGGGGAGGUAGCCACGCUCAUGGUCAUCUUGAAAACGAAGAGGCAGAGAACUACCUCGGAGGGUGUAGACCAUGUGUUUUCUCUUCCUUGGCGUCUCCCUGCUGCUGUCUGGGUGAGCCUGCAGGCACAGUGCCCGUGAGCGUGGGUGCCUCCCAACCCACCCGUCUCCGUGUCUUGGCCUUGACCUCCUGCUGCAAUAUGUGGUGGGGGCAUGGCAGCUAUGAGGUACUUCCUCCUCCAUUUGCUUCUGGCUGUGGUGACUUGGGAUUUUUAACCUUAUAUAUCUUUUUCCUUUAUUCAAAACAAAACAAUUUUUAGCACACUGAAAAAAAAAAAAGCCAAACAUUUUUGUGCCUUUCUAAGGCAGCACUGAAACUCAGGCUGCAUUUUAGUACUUAAUAUGGAAAUACCGGAGUCUCAGCUCCUCUACCUUGAGUGUUGGUCCUCACAGUCUGGGCGGGGGAGGGGGAGCGCUGUGUGUGGCUGCAGCGAUGGCAGGUAGUGAGGUGCGCCAGGGGCCCUCCCCCUGCCUUGGUGCCCUGUCGGGAAGUUUCCCUGGGAUGGUUUGGUUGUUGGGUCAGGAUCAGGAUUGGAGCUACUCCUGCCUCCAGCAAGGAGAGAGAGAGAGAGCGCGCGCUCCAGGAGCUCCAGGCACACUCUGGACCAUGUCGAGUGUGCCAGCCCCCGGGCCUGUGGGUGGCUGCACGCAGGGUGUAGGACAGACUCUCCUGAGAACGGACGGGGUUGUGUCUUCGCUUGUUGCUGGAUCCCGAACUGGCCUCCACCUCCCUCCUCUCCCUGAAGACCUGGCUUCCCUUUUACUGGAAGACUUCAGUCUUAAAGCAUUAAGCAGCCAGUGCCCUCUGCCCAGCCGUGUUCCCCGGGGAAGGCAGCCGGGACCAUGGCCGGGUCCUCAGUAUCGUGGCCACGGUCACUUUCGGCAAAGAACAAAGGAAAAAAAGGUUUUCUAUACAUUUUUUUUCUCUUUCCCUUUCCAGUUCUUCUUGCCUUUAAUCAAGAAUCAGGAGAGAAACCGUUCUUUUGAAAGUCCUCCCUCUAGGAUUUCGAUGUUCUUGGCCCAGGUGGGGCUGAGAACUUGAUGCGUUCUCCAGAACAGAGUCCCAAUUUGUAUAUCAGUGUUAAAAAUAAAAGCAAAACGAAAACUUAGAAAUUUUUGUGGACUAUUUUAAAAAUGUGUCAUUAAUAUAAAAAAAUUUCUAUUAGCAGUAUUUAAUCCUUCUCGCCUGUGAAGAAUAAGACAGAAGGUAAAUAUUCUUACAGAGAAGAGCAGAGCUUUAAGAUUGGUUUUCAUUUGAAGUCCCUUUUGUUUUGCCAACGUAUGAAUGUUUAGAGGUCUGUUAUACUAAUGUUAUUUAUUAAUUUUUUUCAUUUCCAUACACAGUUAACUAAAGAGCUUUUUCAAGCACCCAUGUCUGUAAAAAAAAAAAUAUUUUUAAAUAAAGUUUCUUUUGUCGUAGCA
Suricata suricatta (meerkat) is the source of this 10298-nucleotide messenger RNA. It is a transcript of the gene CBL, whose product is annotated as Cbl proto-oncogene. Lineage: Eukaryota; Metazoa; Chordata; Mammalia; Carnivora; Herpestidae. Gene Ontology annotation, biological process: negative regulation of epidermal growth factor-activated receptor activity; cell surface receptor signaling pathway. Bases 102 to 2834 code for a protein of 910 amino acids. The record is from RefSeq and is a predicted model, not a curated record. Gene Ontology annotation, cellular component: plasma membrane; membrane raft. The transcript is spliced from 16 exons. Gene Ontology annotation, molecular function: phosphotyrosine residue binding; SH3 domain binding; calcium ion binding.